ACCCCCCAGCCCGGGCGGGAGGGGGGCUGGGACGCGGCGUCAGGAAGCUUCUGACAUCAUCACCCCCCAGCAGGGAUUUCCCCUCUGAAGCCGGGGUGGGGGCGCAUAGGGGGCACCACGGGCCUGGGCAGGGGCAGCUCGGGGGCCGAGGCCUGGUGAACACGGGUCACGUGUGCGACGGGGCCAGAGGCUGGGGCAGGACCCGGGACCCCCUACCCCCAACUGCCCCCUACUCCCACCCGUGCGUCUCUGCCCCCCCAGGGAGGAACAUGCAGCUGCUGCGGGUGCAAGUGGCGCAGCUGCGGGAGGCACGGGCGGUGCAGGCGGUGUCCCAGCAUGCCCUGGGGCGGGGGUCACCCCCCCCGACCCCCGCUGAGGGCUCCCUGCCCCAACCCCUGGACCACUUCGACCGGCUCGAGCUUCGCACCUUCCCCCAGCGGUUCUGGAUCAAUGCUGAGUUCUGGCGCCGCCCGGACGGGCCCGUGUUCCUCUACGUCGGUGGCGAGAGCGCCCUGUCCCCCUUCUCCGUGCUUGCAGGGCACCACGUGGAGCUGGGCCGGGCACACGCGGCGCUGGUCGUGGCGCUGGAGCACCGCUUCUACGGCGCCAGCCUCAACGCGGACGGGCUGCGGGACCGGCCCCUGCGCUUCCUGUCCAGCCAGCAGGCCCUGGCCGACGUCGCUGCCUUCCACCAAUUCGUGACCCACAAGUUCAACGUGUCGCGGGGCAGCCCCUGGGUGGCCUUCGGGGGCUCCUACCCCGGCGCCCUCGCCGCCUGGCUGCGCGUCAAGUUCCCCCAUCUCAUCUUCGCCGCCGUCGCCUCCUCGGCCCCCGUCCGGGCCCAGCUGGACUUCGCCGCCUACAACCAGGUAGUAGCGGCCAGCUUGUCGGACCCCCUGGUGGGCGGCUCCACAGACUGCCGGGCAGCGGUGGCCGCGGCCUUCGCGGUGCUGGACGAGCGGCUGCGCGGGGGGCGGCUGGCAGAGCUGGCGCAGGAUUUCGGGGUGUGCGGGGGGGUGCUGGGCCCGGACGACGGCGCGGAGCUGGCGGCUAGCGCGGCCGACGUUUUCAUGGCGGCCGCCCAGUACAACAGCGAAGCGCUGCCCGGCGCCCACGUGGCCCCCGUCUGCGCCCUCAUGACCGAUGCCGCCCGCGGGGACCCCUACCGCCGCCUCGUCGCCCUCAACCGGGACGUGCUGCGGCACACGGGGCAGAACUGCACGAUGGCGUCGCGGGCAGGCGCCGUGGCCGAGCUGCGUGGCGUGGGGCUGCAGCUCGUGGGCCCCGGCGAGCGCCAGUGGCUCUUCCAGACCUGCACCGAGUUCGGAUACUACCAGACGUGCGAGGACGCCGCCUGCCCCUUCUCGCGCGCCGUGACGCUGCGCCGGGAGCUGAAGCUGUGCGCCGAGGUCUUUGGGGUGCCCCCGGCCCGCGUGGGCCCGGCCGUGGCCUUCACCAACGCCUGCUACGGCGCCGCCCGCCCCCGCGCCGCCCGCAUCCUCUUCAUCAAUGGCGACAUCGACCCCUGGCACGCGCUUAGCGUGACGCGGACCGAGACGCCCGCCCGCCCGGCCGUGCUGAUCCGCGGGGGCUCGCACUGCGCCGACAUGGCCCCCGCCCGGCCCGCCGACCCCCCCGCCCUGGUGCGGGCCCGGCAGCUCGUCGCGGGCCACCUCCAGCGCUGGCUGCAGCAGGCCCCCCCCGACCCCUGACCCCCCCCGCACCAGGGGGGGCAGCAGCUUUUUCUUACUCUGCUUUGUAUUGUAAUGGGGGCGGGGGGGGGUCCAGGGGUGGGGGGGUGGGGGGGCAGGACCCCUGGGGGCUGGGGGGUCCCCGGAUUCCUGCUUUGCUUUUAUACCCCAAUAAAAGAGGUGCAAACCC
Messenger RNA from Alligator mississippiensis (American alligator), 1881 nucleotides. It is a transcript of the gene PRSS16, whose product is annotated as serine protease 16. Gene Ontology annotation, cellular component: lysosome; endosome. Lineage: Eukaryota; Metazoa; Chordata; Crocodylia; Alligatoridae. The coding region runs from base 270 to 1712 and encodes 480 amino acids. Gene Ontology annotation, biological process: proteolysis. Gene Ontology annotation, molecular function: dipeptidyl-peptidase activity; serine-type exopeptidase activity. The record is from RefSeq and is a predicted model, not a curated record. The transcript is spliced from 11 exons.